AUUUUUCCGAUCAUCCUCAUUUCCGGAUACUCGGUCAGGCUUAGCUCCUCGCACAGCCUCCGGUCGCCGUCAAAACACGCACCCAUGCACGCGCCUCGCACAGCUCCGCGCACGAUGCGUCUUUUCGCAAUGCUGCUCGUCGCGAGCGUGCUUCUCGCGCCGAGCCCGCAGUCACUGAGGGGCGUCGAAGCGCGGAAACGCCGUGCCGUGGCGCCGGCAACGAAGACGACUGGCAUUCCGCAAUGGGAGCUCUUAGCGGCCCUCAAGGACCUCAAUAAGACGUACAGCUUCUUCACCGUCUUCGCCGAAAGAUACUAUACCGCGGCCAGGUACAAGCUAAUCACGCUCGAUGGCCCUUCCACCAUUCUCAUUCCGUCCAACAUCGGCAACCAGUUUAUGAAAAAGAAGUGGGAAGCGUACACCCCGCAGCAGCGUCUUCGCAUCAUGAAGAAUCUGAUAAUAAAGGGGCUGUUCAGCAAGGACCGGCUGCUUUCGACUGUGCCGAUGUGGCAGUUCCGCACCAUGAACAUGGGUCUGAAGCUGGUCAAGAUGAACAAAUUCGCACUAAGGCAAUGCUACUUCAAGGCUCCUGGAGGGACAUCGUAUGGGCCGCUGAACCAGGCAAAUAUGAGCCGGACGAAGAACAUUCAGGUGCACGGCAUCUCUCUAGUUCCGAUCCCCGCGAAUGUCUGGUGAGCCCGGGCUAACGGAUACCGCAGGGUUCACGGUGACUGGCUUAAGAUGUUUGGGGUGGGGAAGAAUAAUGAACAGGAAGAGAGGGGGGAGGGGGGGGGGAGGGGGCAUGGAGAAGAGGGUUUGUGGUUGUUUUGUUGACACAAAAAUGGUGUGUGUUGAUGCUUUAGGGGUGGUUGUAAACUUCUUGUUUGUGCUGGUUGCUAACUAGUUGAGUUGCCAUUGCUGAGUUGAAAGCGCGGGCCCUGAUGCAAACACUGCUAACACCUCUAUGAGUUCGCCUGGAUUAUUUUGACAUGUGCUCCGCAUUGUUCUGUCCAAUCCAUAGACCUAAUGCUCUUAGGAAAACACGGAAACG
Molecule: messenger RNA, 1051 nt
Organism: Closterium sp. NIES-67
Lineage: Eukaryota; Viridiplantae; Streptophyta; Zygnematophyceae; Desmidiales; Closteriaceae
Source: the annotation of a GenBank genome assembly